Messenger RNA from Onthophagus taurus, 1833 nucleotides. RefSeq names its product Beta-alanine transporter (gene Balat). Gene Ontology annotation, cellular component: membrane. Lineage: Eukaryota; Metazoa; Arthropoda; Insecta; Coleoptera; Scarabaeidae. Gene Ontology annotation, molecular function: transmembrane transporter activity. Gene Ontology annotation, biological process: transmembrane transport. The record is from RefSeq and is a predicted model, not a curated record.
CGAAUUAACACAAUUACCGUUCCGCUAAACUCCAAAUCCUUCCACAAUAAUUAACUCUAAUUGAACAACUAAUCGAAUUAGUUGGCGUAAUUUUUUAUUUGCCACAACAGAUUGUUAAUAGUGCCGCACGCAAGUGAACAUCGUCGCAAAAAAAUAAUAACAAAUAAAUAGAAUGGAUUUAGACGAUAUUUUACCAGAAAUCGGUGAAUACGGUCGAUAUCAAAAGUCGAUAUUAUGGUUAGUUUUACUUCCGGGAGUUUUUCCGUGCGGUUUUCACGCGUACAAUCAAUUAUUUAUGGCAGCAACACCUGAACAUUGGUGUAAAGUCCCCGAAUUGAAGCAGAUUCAAAGCGAAGAAAGUCGAAAUUUAAGUGUUCCUUUAGAAUUAGUUAAUGGAGUUUUAAAAUACAGCGAAUGUAAAAUGUAUGAUAGAAACUACACGGAUAUAUCAUUAACAAUUCAAGAUUUCGAUUAUGAUAAUGAUACCGUACAAAUUGAUUGUAAAAACGGUUGGAUUUUUGAUAAAUCUUUAUAUAAACAAACGGUUGUAAUGGAGUGGAAUUUAGUUUGUUCGAAAGACUUUUACCCCACCCUUGCUUUAGUAUUAUUUGGAAUCGGGGGAUUAAUUGGAAAUUAUAUUUUCGGUUACAUCCAAGACGGAUUCGGCCGAAAACCGGCUUUUUUUAGUUAUUUACUUAUUCAAUGUAUAUUUGGCAUAGCAACAGCGUUCGCGCCAAAUUUUUGGAUUUGGUUAACUUUUCGUUUUGGAGUUGGAUUAACUGUUCCAGCAAUUUUAGGAACACCAUAUGUAUUAGCAAUUGAAUUAGUUGGUCCAAAAUAUCGCACUUUAGUAACAAUUUUAAUAAACAUAUCGUACUCAUUAGCCUUGGUUUCACUGGCUUUGGUAGUUUGGUUAGUAACUGAAUGGAGAUUAUUAGCUUUGGUUACAACGGCGCCUUUCUUCGUAUUAUUUUCAUUCUGGUGUUUAUUACCGGAAAGUCCCCGAUGGCUUCUCGCCCAAUCAAAAUUUUCCGCCGCCGACAGCGUCAUAUCAAAAAUCGCCAAAAUCAACGGAAAACCAUUACCGACCAAUUACAUAAAUUUACUUAAAAUUAAAAUCGCCGAGGAACAACGGAAAAAAUCGCGGUCGAAAAAAAGUUAUGGUAUCUCCGAUUUAUUUCGAACCCCAAAUUUACGAUGGAAAACGAUUAUAAUCACGUUUAUUUGGUUUACGAAUACGAGCGUUUACGUGGGAUUAUCUUAUUAUGCACCUGCGUUAGGUGGAGAUGCUUUUUUAAAUUUUUUCUUAGCAGCAGCCGUUGAAUUACCAACUUAUUUAUUUUUAUGGCCCGCUAUGGAAAAUUGGGGGCGAAGAUGGUGUCUUUGUGCUAGUAUGGUUAUUGGAGGAUCUGCUUGUUUAUCAACGUUUUUAGUUCAACAUAAUUCCAUGGUAACUUUAGGGCUUUAUUGUGUGGGUAAAAUGGGAAUUUCAUCGUCGUACGUUGUGCUUCCAUUGAUGGCAUCCGAAUUAUACCCAACGGUUGUUAGAGGAUUAGGAAUUAGUGUUAGUACUGUUAUUGGAAUGAUUGGGCCUGUUAUAAUCCCUUUAGUUAAUUAUUUGGGUUCCGAUAUGUUAACUUUACCUUUAAUAAUAAUGGGAACGAUGUUAGUACUCGGAGGACUCAGUUCUUUAUUAUUACCAGAAACUUUAAACCAACAUCUUCCUCAAACUCUCGAAGAUGCAGAAAAGACCGGAUUAGAUUGUGGAUUGUGCUUUAAUGUGAAUCAAUAAUGAACAAAAACAUUUUUAGUUUCAAUUUAUUAUUAAAAUCA